Molecule: messenger RNA, 6789 nt
Organism: Apus apus (common swift)
Lineage: Eukaryota; Metazoa; Chordata; Aves; Apodiformes; Apodidae
Gene: CCDC6
Product: coiled-coil domain containing 6
Exons: 9
Coding region: 46-1473 (475 amino acids)
Source: RefSeq, a predicted model, not a curated record
CGGGCGCCGCCCCCUGCUCGCCUGUCGGCGGCGGCGGCGGGAGCGAUGGCGGACAGCGCCAGCGAGAGCGACACGGACGGCGCCGGCGGCAGCGGCGGGGGCGGCGGCCCGGCGGGGCCGAUGACGGCGGGCGGCCCGGCGGCCGGGCCCGGCUCGGGGGCGGCGGGCGGCGGCUCGGGGGGCAAGGCGGGCGGGAUCGUGAUCUCGCCGUUCCGGCUGGAGGAGCUGACGAACCGCCUGGCCUCGCUGCAGCAGGAGAACAAGGUGCUGAAGAUCGAGCUGGAGACCUACAAGCUCAAGUGCAAGGCGCUGCAGGAGGAGAACCGCGACCUGCGCAAGGCUAGCGUCACCAUCCAAGCAAGGGCAGAGCAGGAAGAGGAAUUCAUCAGUAACACUCUAUUUAAGAAGAUUCAAGCUCUGCAGAAAGAAAAAGAAACACUUGCAGUAAACUAUGAAAAGGAAGAGGAAUUUCUCACUAAUGAGCUCUCAAGAAAGCUGAUGCAGCUGCAGCAUGAGAAAGCUGAACUGGAGCAGCAUUUAGAGCAGGAACAGGAAUUUCAAGUGAACAAACUGAUGAAGAAGAUUAAGAAACUGGAAAAUGAUACCAUUUCGAAGCAGCUCACCCUGGAGCAGCUAAGACGUGAGAAGAUUGACCUUGAAAAUACUUUGGAACAAGAACAAGAGGCACUAGUGAAUCGUCUCUGGAAGAGGAUGGAUAAGCUUGAAGCAGAAAAACGAAUUUUGCAGGAGAAACUAGACCAGCCAGUAUCUGCUCCACCAUCACCCAGAGACAUAUCAAUGGAGAUAGAUUCUCCAGAAAAUAUGAUGAGACAUAUCAGAUUUUUAAAGAAUGAAGUGGAGAGGCUAAAGAAACAACUGAGGGCUGCACAGCUACAGCAUUCGGAGAAGAUGGCACAAUAUUUAGAAGAGGAGAGACAUAUGAGAGAAGAAAACUUGAGACUUCAAAGAAAAUUGCAGAGGGAAAUGGAACGUAGGGAAGCACUCUGCAGGCAACUGUCAGAAAGUGAAUCCAGCUUAGAGAUGGAUGAUGAAAGAUAUUUUAAUGAGAUGUCUGCACAAGGAUUAAGACCUCGCACUGUGUCCAGUCCUAUCCCUUAUACACCCUCACCAAGUUCUAGCAGACCUAUAUCACCUGGUCUGUCAUAUGCAAGUCACACAGUUGGUUUCACACCACCAACUUCACUGACUAGAGCUGGAAUGUCUUACUACAAUUCCCCAGGCCUUCAUGUGCAACAUAUGGGACCAUCCCAUGGUAUUACAAGGCCUUCACCACGAAGAAGUAACAGCCCUGACAAAUUUAAACGUCCCACUCCUCCUCCUUCUCCAAACACGCAGAGCCCAGUGCAGCCUCCUCCGCCACCACCUCCGCCACCUGUGCAGCCCACGGCCCAAUCCGCAGCAUCGCAGUCAGCCACUUUUCAACAUUCAGUGCAUCCCUCCUCUCAGCCUUAGUGCAUGUGCUCAGCAGUCUGUAUGUCAGAAGUGGACUCAUAACAUGGAGCAGUUUACUAAAAGCCAAAGGCUUACUUGGCAUAUUUGGAUUUGACUUAUUUGCACUGAGGUUAUAUAGGCUUCACUGUUAAUUGUGUUGUAAACGUUUGUAUAAAAUGCAGCCGGUGUUGUGGGUCUACAACACUAACUUAAAAAAGUUUUCCAUCAGUGUUUACUUGAACUACAUGUAUGUCCAUUCUCUGGCUGGAACAUUUGCUACUCUUGUUUGGUAAUACGGCAUUAUGUCGUUUUGCUUGGCUCCAAAGCUUAAUUUUCCUGGCUUUUAGGUUUGUUAAAUUAAAGGGAUACCUUUUUAUAUUUUUUCAUGACAAUUUGCAGAAAAUUAAAGGCAUGAUGGAUUAUAUGAUAAAUUCUGAAAUAUUACAGUGUUUACCAAGCUUAUGGAAAAUCAGCACUACGUUUCAGUCGUUGGAAGUAAGAGCUUCUAGUGCAAAAGUGAGUCAGACACCCUAAACAGUGCCCAAGACACGUACUCUGUUGUAUUAUGCAGUAAGUAAGCUUAAUUCAGCACACAGGACACGUCCAUACUUCUCCUGUUGAAAAGCACCUCAAACGUAUGGUACCGUCUGAAUUUUACAGUGAGGGAACUGGCUUGUUGGAGUCUGUGGAAUGUACGAUUCAUGAACCUUAAGGUUUGAUGAUUUCACUUGACACUUAUGUUAAUCUGUAAGCUGCCCAUACUAUGUGAUCUGUCACAACUAACUUCAAUCAGUGUGGCCCUGCCCACAGGUCACUGAUAGCUGAUUAAAGUGUGCUCUUUGAUUUUUAUUUUUUUUUUGCUGCAGAAGGCGAUGUGAUUGUAGAGAACAACUGAUGAUCAUUUUCUUCUUGUCAAAAUAUAUUAAUUGUGAUUCCCCUGAAGCAAAGUUUGAACAGGUAUUCUGAACGUUCAACAUGAGCACAUAUGUUAGAACGUAAGAUGAGCAUAUAGGAAUAUAUCUGCGUAAUAGCCAAAGUGUUGUAUUGCUUGGUAGAAACAGAGUACAAGAAAGUAGCACAAAAUGGCACUGAUGAAUGCUUAUUUAGCAGCCUAAGCCGGUACAAUGUAUAAAGAAAUGUAUUCUGAAUACAUUCUUUCCAUUCAUUUAGCACAAAUAAAUUGGUUUCACUUUGCAGUGGAACAAAGUGUCACUUCUUCAUAUUGACAUCUUAGUUACAUUUUUCCUGAGGUUCCUGUUGAGUACUGAGGUUUAUAUAUUAUUGAUGAUUUUAAGUGGUUUACCUCAUAUAUAUGGGUAUGUGGGCCAUGGAAAAUGACAAGAGAAUGUUUAUUUUAUGAGAAUAUGUAUCUGGCUAUAAUCAGAGCAGAACAUGAGUAAUUUAUCUUUUGUUUACAAAAGUUUGUUUUACAUGCCUAAUGUUUUAUUAAGGACAUUUUUAAGAAGGAAGUACAGCAUUCUGGUAGUAUACUAAUAUUUGUACAUAUAUUUUCAUGUUUGCUGCUCACCUAUUCAGAAAAUUGCAAACUAAAAAUCUUUAUAAAAUUAGUGCUCCAAAUCAAAAUGUUAAGUUAAAGUAAUGUUGUAAAAGGUUCAACUUAAGACAAAACUAGAAUUUCUUCACUGUAGCUGUGUAGUUUUAGCUCUGAGAAAAUUUAGAGAAAUUGAUAUGUAGUCUAUUACACUUAAACCAAUAUGGGAUCAAGUGCAUUAUCAAUUACAGUAGUUAUGGUAGUGACUUUCCAAUCACGUGAUUCUCAAGAUUGUGGCAGACCUAAAAUUUAACCAGUGCUUCCGUCUGGAAAUAAUUGACUGUAGCACAUGCUCACCUUUUGUAGAGGAAACUCAGCUGUGAACAUUGUAAUUAAACAGCUCCUGAAUCAGUGGAAGGAUUGCAUGUGAGAAAAUUAGAGUCAGAGGUGGGACUAAAGUCAAGAUAGGAUUGGUUUAGUUUAACGCUUUUGUAAACAUAAGACAAAGAAAAAAUAGAUUAUUUUGUAAGUAGGAUGUCAGGUCAAGUACACCACUCUUUAAAAUGGUGUCCUCCUUUCUGAAGAGCUUUGGGAUUCUUGGAUGUACAGCUCUAUAGAGUGUGAGCUCAUAGUGGUAGUAAUAUAAAUGCAGGAGGGAGGGAGAAAAGCCUUUGACAGUGUUGUUUUAAGACCUUAAAAUGGAAAUUGCCUAGAAUAACUUACAUUUGAUGCAUAUUAAAAAAUGGUAUUUGUGUAACCCAAGUUCAGCUGCUAUUAAAAAGUGUCUUAGUGAACUCCUUACUAUUCCAGUGGCACUGGUACUAGAGGAAAGUAAAGAACUGACAAAUGUGUACUAAAUCCUGAAAGUGUAACAAGGCGCUAAGUUGGCCUUAACUGAAGAACACUGAACAGACAUUUGCUUGCAAUCAGAAGUGUUGAACUUUAUUUGUAGACUUUUUGAAUAAGAUGAGGAAUUGUGCACAACCAUCUCCUAAUAAAUAUAAAUGGAUUUUCAGUUUUCCUUGUGAAUUAUAGUUAUGAAUGAUGUGAUUUUAUCAGAUCCGUAGAUGGGAUAAACUCACUUGACAGUGAGGGUCCAGCUUACCAUGAGGGCUUAAGUGGUUGACUUUUUCUCAGAAGCACCUGGUAGUGUUCUGCUGUCCUUUGCAUUUCUAAUGAAACUGUCAGUUUCACACUACAACUGCCAGUUGCACUCUACAUCCUCACUAGUUGUGUAAGGCCACAGAAACAAUUUUUAGCUCUGGUGAGCAUCUUGUGAGUGCACCCUUCACAGCUAAAGACUUUUUAAACAAACAAACAAAUCUUUAUUUUAACUGUGCCAGCAGUGCUUUCCCCUCUGACAAUCAAGCAGCCUUCUUUUUUUUCUCUCAAAGGAUCUGGCUUGGACACUGGAAUGCAGCUGAUACUCUGUAGAGCAUUAAGAGCUUACUUUAUCCACGAUUUGUUCCAGAGAAGUUCUUUGGAAGAAGAGUUGGGACUGUUUGAAGAUAGUGUUCCAGCUAACGGCCAGAUAAGAUUGUUUUAAUGACAUGUACUCCUCUGAGAACAUAUUCCCAAGGGCAAAAAGGACUACCGGAGUUUUUCAAGAAAGUGUUAGUGCUUUUCUGUUGGCAGUGGCUGCACUGGACCUGGACAGAACCUUUCCUGUUGCAGUGCUCUUGUUCAGGUAUCCAUCUGCCUGGGUGGAAUCCCUUUGCACUUCAGCUGAAAGUAAAAUGCAGUCUUGGAAGCAAAAACAUGAGAAAGCUUCCUGGGGCCUGUGUGAUUUGCACUGCUAACAGGAGACAAUUUAGGCUCCGUAUAUUUUGUUAAAUAAAUAGAAACUGAUCACACAGAAAAAUAAGAGGCUUUGAAUACUCUUUCAAUCAAAGAAUGUAGUCUCUUGUGCUCAGUAUUGAUUGUUGCUUACUAAGACGAUGAGUCCAGGGACCUUAUUUAAGUCUUGCAGUGCAUUUUCUAAUCCUAAUGCUUAGUUUUACAAGCAGCAUGAGUUCUAAUACUGUUCAGUUCUUUUUGAUGUUUCCUUUUUGUUUCAGUCAUAGCAGUCUAUUUCUUUUUGAUCCUUGGGAGUGUACAGAGCAUAGACUGUGCAGAUCAUAUUUCUCCAGUUCAAGCAUCUCGUAAGAAACCAGAAGGUUUAUGAGUGUAAGCUAUAAGGUUAUAAUACACGCAUAUGUUACAACAGCCUCCUUGAGGGGAAAGAUCUGUCCUCUUCAAAAGAGAGAAAGCAGAGCUACUAAGUACCAAAUGGACUAUAUGCAUAGAGACAAUCUGGUUGCCUCAGUUCCCUGAGGAGCUGAAUUUCUCUUUCAGCCCUUUUUGGAUUUGGACUAGAGUUCUUAAUCUUCUAAUUUUUUUUUUAAAAAUCCACAUCUCACUGUAAUAAAUACUCAGGAUAUCCAUCAUGUUCCUUUUGGGUAAUAACCACUAGUCUCAGUACAAGAAGAAAUUGAGAGUCAUUGCCACUUUGUGGAUGGGAGGAAGUCUCUGAAUAUGCCAGACCGUGGCCUUUAUGAUGCAGUCAUAGUUAAGUGAGAGUGUGUGCUCAUAUCAUGGUUAUUUAUUUUUUUUAAGCAGCUGUUGCUGGUUUUGCAUUAGUAGUGUGCCCUGAAGUGGAGAUAAAAUUGUGGUGUUUGGCACUGCAUUAGCAGACAGCUGCUGUGUUAGGGGGAAUAGUACUUGUUCCUAUUCAAGUAGUUAGGCUCCAAAGAAAAGUACUACCUCAUCUUUAGGUUGGGAUGAUGUGGUUGCAAGGUCAGGAGAAAUGUAUCUGUGCUAGAUUUUGUUCUGCAUGUAUUACCUGGAUAGGAGUCUUUCCUCACUGGAACUGGGCUCUGGAAGUUGUAAAGCUUUUGUAGAGGAGUGGGGUGUUAGGACAGAUGGUUGCGGGUGAAAACUGUGUGUCCCUGUAGUAAAUUGCUGCUCAGAGUAUUCUUUGACUAGGCCUGGGACUUGCCUGUACUAAAACUACAAUUUUUUUCUGUAUGGUUUCCUUUCAAAAAAGUGCUGUGUUGCAGUUCUUGUAAGUUCCUGGCAUUGGUAUCUAAAUAAAAAAACAAUUUCUUUUUCCGCAGAAAUAUUGGAAGCAGUCUUCUGUGUGCAAAGGCAGGCUUUCUCAAGAUAAAAGUUAAUACUGUAUCUAUAAACAAAGGUGUUUUAUUCUAGUGGUAAAAUCUAAGCUGUCCAAGGCACUUUAGUUUGUGAUUCCUGACUUUUGUUUUGGCAGGUGUUUCAGAUGAAAUCUAAGCCUCCUGUGGAGGAAGAAAAAAAAUCACCUGACAGCUGUAGACUGUUUCUUUCCUGCAGAAAUACAGCAAUUUCCUCAAAUGCAAGUAAAAAUGGAACAAGCAUCCUUCAGCUUUUCUGAAGCAUAUAUUUACUUUCAAUACCUUGGUGAUUGCUCUUGUGUAUUUAGAGAAUCUACAAAGCCUCAUUAUAGGUUGGUUGGGUGUCUAGCUGGUUAUUCCGAUGUUUUCCUGAUCCUAGUGAAGGAAGCCUGUUCAAAUUUGGAUCAAAAUUAUAAAUCCCCUGGUUAACAAGAAUGGCCAGAGUGCAGAUUUGUUGAGCAUGAAUCCAAGUGAUGAUUUUGAAAUCAUUACACUAUGUUGGUGUAAAUUGGAGUUUAUCAUUGAAAGAACCUCAGAUACAAAGACGUUCAUUGGGUUUUUUUGCAGGUUAUAUUUUAUUCCUGUAUUAGCUGUAUUAUUGCUUUGUUGUAUAUCUCAAGGUGUUUACAUAUAUUUGUAAUUGUUACAAUGUGUCUGUAAUCAAGCUCAUCUGUGCCUUCAUGCAGACUUCCAAUAAACACUUGAUUUUUUUUUUUA